Molecule: messenger RNA, 542 nt
Organism: Periconia digitata
Lineage: Eukaryota; Fungi; Ascomycota; Dothideomycetes; Pleosporales; Periconiaceae
Source: the annotation of a GenBank genome assembly
AUGUUUAUAAAGCUCCGCUGUGUUUGCUCUGUGUUGCCCACCUCACCAGCCCACCGCCAGGCAAUUAGCACCCGCAUGGUGGUCGUGUUGGUGAAUAGCGAUGGACACACGGGAAUAUUUGACCUGACAGAUGAUUUGUCGAUAUUUCCGCCCGGCAACCCCGGUCAAGAUCUCCUACGUACAGGGCGCGGUCGGUUGGGACUGCAUGUCGCUUUCGAUGUCACUUCGGUGACCCGUUUGCAAUUGCUGUUUUUCGCGCAGUCAUCUUCCUUUCUUCGAAGGGCAGAUUGAAGGAAGUUAGUUCAAUUCUAACACCGACCAUAUGCACUGCCCCGCCAACAGCUGACGUUCCAUCCAUGGAUGCGAACACUCUUCGAUGCCGAUGGGGUCUGAGAUCAGCGGUUGGAAGAUGCCUGCGAUAUUGGGAUGUCUCUUGUCUUGCUUGUUCGCUUUCAUGCUUGCUUGCACUUCGAAGACUCUCUGAUAGGCCGCAAGGUCCAUGGCAUAUAUUGUAUCGCAGGCACCCUUUGAUGUGUCUGCUG